Molecule: messenger RNA, 1227 nt
Organism: Melopsittacus undulatus (budgerigar)
Lineage: Eukaryota; Metazoa; Chordata; Aves; Psittaciformes; Psittaculidae
Gene: CD244
Product: CD244 molecule
Exons: 9
Coding region: 44-1117 (357 amino acids)
Biological process (GO): natural killer cell activation involved in immune response
Cellular component (GO): external side of plasma membrane
Molecular function (GO): MHC class I protein binding
Source: RefSeq, a predicted model, not a curated record
GCUCCAGCACGGGGGGCACUGGGGUCCAUGGUGUGCACUGGUGAUGCUGGUCCUGGCCCCCAUGGUCACGGAUGGGGACCGAGGACCCCCGGACUGUGAGGACCGACCCGUGUCUGCCAAUGGGAUCCUGGAGCUGCUUCCAGGGACCCCCCCGUGGGAAUGGAGCAGAGUCCGAUGGAGAACGGGGCUGGAUGCAGGCUCCUACCGGGUGAUCCUGGUGGCCGAGCGGGACGGAGCCGCAUCCAUGCGUAAGGGUCCGUUCUCCGGGAGAGCCGUUUUCCAGCAGGAUCCCCUUUCCCUGCGGAUCAGCCCUGUCCUUGCGGCCGAUGCGGGGCUCUAUGAGGCGGAGUUUGAGGCCCCCGGGGGUGCCCUGAGCCCCCGAUGCUUCCGUGUGUCCGUAUGGGAGCCGCUUCAGCCUCCGCACGUCGAGAGCCUCAUCCUGCCCGAGCCCCGGGGCUGGUGCAACCUCUCCCUGCUCUGCACUGCAACCGGUGCUGGACCCGUCUCCUACAGCUGGUCCUGCAAUGGGGAUGCGGUGAUGGAGCCGGGGCCCCGGCUGCAGCUGCGGCUCCAUGCGGGUGCCGACCCCAUCGUGUGCCGGUGCAAUGUGAGCAACGCGGUGAGCUGGAGCUCGGCCGACGCCAGCGCCUCUGCCGCCUGCACCGGGCUCUUCAGCACCUUCCCACCCUGGGCAGUGGCAUUGGCAGUGGCUGUGCCUGUCCUGCCCAUUGCCAUAGCCCUGCUCAUCACCUGCAGCCGGAGGAGGACACGACAAAGGGAUCCCCCAGGACACAUGGAACAGGCGCUCACUGUCUACGAGGAGGUGGGGAAAGACCAAACAGGACGAGCCCAUAGCACAGGAGGAAAUGAGAGCACAUCGGGGGAAAGCACCGUCUAUGCUGUCAUCUGCAAGGCACAGGGCCCCAGCCUCCAACGGGAGCCCGAAAGCAGAACCAUUUACACCAGUGUGCAGCCCAGCAGGCAGUCUCCAUCGCUCAGGAGGAAGAGGCUGGACCCUGCUUUGGUUUCCACUGCCUAUGUAGAGGUUAUGGGGUGCCCCGGACGCCCCCCAUCACAUAUGGUGUCCCCAGCUCCUCCCGGCCCCCACCUCUCCUAGAGCCCCAGCAGGACCUUCCCCAAUGGAGCACCCAGAGACCCCCAGCACCCACUGGGAUCCCACCCAGCAAAGCACCCUCAGGAUGGAACCGGGGAUCAAAUCCCAGGCUU